This is a messenger RNA of Alligator mississippiensis (American alligator), 1534 nucleotides long. Its product is annotated as B-lymphocyte antigen CD20. The coding region runs from base 216 to 857 and encodes 213 amino acids. The record is from RefSeq and is a predicted model, not a curated record. The transcript has 6 exons. NCBI's taxonomy places the organism in Eukaryota, Metazoa, Chordata, Crocodylia, Alligatoridae.
AGGAAGUUGAGCUGCUUGUUUUCUUUGAAGGUUUCCCUUGCCCACCUGCUUUUCCUCCCCACUUGCUCUGCCCCUCAUAAGAGCAUCCUGGUCCUAGUCUGCUCUCCCAUUUGCUUGACUUCAUUCAGACUAGGAUAGAAAGCAGCGUCUCCAGUCUUCAUUUGGACCUUGGACAGCUUUUCAUUGCAGCAGGACAAAGCAUUUGCUAAUACACCAUGGACAUGACUGAGACCAAGGCUAACAGUGUGUUCAGGGCUGGUCCACCAAACAACCCAAACAUCAUGCAGAUGGGACAUGUUGUGUACAUGUCCUCUCAGACCAGUAAGAAGAAGGUCUCAGGGCAGAGUGAAGCAUAUGGGUCCAUGCAGAUCAUCGUUGCUUUUGUCCACAUUGGCCUUGGAGGCAUCUUGUUGUACUCUGCAAAGGAUUUUGCCCCAUUGAUCAUGACUUACGGGUACCCGUUCUGGGGCAGAGGGCUGGCAGUCAGUAGCCAUAUAUUCAACACCUUCAGUAUCCUUGCUGCAUUAGCUGGUGGAAUACUCUUGGGAAUUGAUUUGUUUACAAUUUCCAUCCUAAACAUGCGGCAGCUUUCCAUCCCGCUUCUGGAAAAAAUUGGUUUACCAUCCAGCUAUUUCUUAGCUGUGCGCUGCGAAGAUGGCCUCAUCCCUCUGGAUUACUGUCGGGCCCUCAGAUCUUAUGAGACGGGGAUGUUGGCCUUGAUGUUGAUCAUCACUGUAUUCCAGAUAAUUUUUUCCUCAAAUACUUUCCGCUCUAAGUCGGGCAAGAAUAAGGUUGCAGGAGAUCUCAAUUCAGAGAAAGUGCAAGAGUUUUCCUUGAUGCCGACAGCAUAUCAAUGAAAACAGGUCCCUCUGAGCCACAACUCACCACAAUCAGCUACCACUAUACAUCCAAGGACAAACUCUAAACAGCUUCUAUUAAUCAAGAGCACAUGUCCCUACUGGAGAGAUUUCCUUCAGUCCCGUUCUCCUCCCAGUCACAGAUGGGAUUCCUCCCUCAUUGUCUGUCAUAUCCGUCCCAGGUGCUGUUUCCAUGUUAAACAGAAAGCAAGAUUGAUAAUGACAAGGAGAGGCACUCGCUAGCUUUAUCCACCCCCUUGAAAAAUGCCUCCUGAGCAUCUCUCAUGCCUGCUUCCUCAAUAGGAGGUUAGAAAUGGAUCUUGACUUUUCAUUUUGCUUGAUAUGAGUGUACUAGGAAAGACAGGAGUUUACCUUGCAAGCUACAAAUGAGCUGGUUUCCCUGAUCACUUUGCAGACUUUGAAAGCUAUCAUGAUUCUUUGCUGAGAUGGCAUAAGGUAUGUUCUGCAUUGUGUUCCCAGUACAUAUUGUGUUUCCAGUAAUGAUCAUGGAGAGAUUUUAUAGCAGAGACAAUAAAUGUAUCAAAUGCUUUUUUCCCCAUUGCUUAUACAUUUUAGGGUGAUUUAUGCAAGGCAGGUUUUUGUUUUUAUAUCUGCAUGACAAAGUGGUUCACCUCCAUCUGCGAGUGAUAAAUAUACAUUCCCUAUUUAUAAAACGA